Messenger RNA from Ascoidea rubescens DSM 1968, 2938 nucleotides. RefSeq names its product Rix1p (gene RIX1). Gene Ontology annotation, biological process: rRNA processing. Bases 308 to 2758 code for a protein of 816 amino acids. Lineage: Eukaryota; Fungi; Ascomycota; Saccharomycetes; Ascoideales; Ascoideaceae. The record is from RefSeq and is a predicted model, not a curated record. Gene Ontology annotation, cellular component: nucleus. The transcript has a single exon.
GCUGAUUAUGUCUGAUAAUUGUGGAUGAAAAGUGCACCAGUCAAACAUACCUCUUCCUUGGGUUUAUUAAAAAACGUAGACAUUGUGUUGCAAUUGUUGUUGUUGUUCUUCUGCUUCUUCUGCUUCUUCCACAAAAGAACUUUCUUCUUUGAAAAGCUCACGAAAACGGCGCCACUCAGACGGGUCUCCUCUUUCCAAAAAAAUUUUCACAUUUUUCAGCAGAAGCCGAAAAAGAACAGAAUCAAACAGAAUCAAACAAAAGCAGAAGAAGAGAAAGAAAAGAAAGAAGCAGAACAGAGAUUGGACCAUGAGCUUGCUGACAGAAAACCACCAUGUUGCGUUGGUGUUGAAACAGUUGGAGACGACAGAACCUCCUACUGAUUUCCAGCUUAUUCUUAAGUUAUUGACUACCACUCCUUUUUUGAGCCAGACAUCGCAGCAGGACAUUCAGCAUUUGGUGAAGAGGUCGUUGAACUUUCUUAAUGAUUCUGAUUUAUAUGCUCAAUGGUGUGGAGUCAAUUUAGUUAGAUGUUUGUCAUACAACCCAAUUGCGUUGUCGUUUUCUUCUAACGUGCUCAAAAACUUGGUUAAGAUUCUCAUUGAUUUCAAUCGGUUUUAUACUCCAACUGAUUUUUUUCACGACAGCUUUUUAAAGAUUGUCUUUGACAAUGUUUGUGAGACGAUAUUGGUCUUUGAUUUGAAUAUCAAGGAUAAGCAGACGUUAGCCAGAGAGAUACUAACUCCUAAUUUGCCUCAUAUUUUUACAAAUUUGAUCCAACUGAUAGACUUUUCCCCGGAACUAGUUAUACAAAUUCUUUUGAUUUUGCUAAAGAAUCAUCCAACAACGUUUAGGUCCCAGGCAAAUAAGUUUCAAAAAAAACUAUUUGCAUUAUUAAUCAAAAAUUCCAAUACUUCAUUUCACGAUAACGGAAAUAAUAAUUUAAUUAAACUAAUUUGCGACUCAAUUGCUUCGAUUCAUUUAGUUGAUCAGAAAUCUGUGGCAGAUCAAUUUAAUUUGGAGUUGUAUUCAAUCAUAUCAGAGAUCAAGUCAUUGGUUGUUUUAGUGUUUGACGAGUUUUUAGAUAACAGUAACAAUGAUAUAUAUUUGAAAAACUUGAUUGAUUCGUUACCAAAUCCAGGUCAGAAUCAGAAGGAUAUUUUCCCAUUGUUGAGUGUUGAUUUGAAUGAUUUAUCAUCAUUGUAUCAGAUUUCAAAGAGAUUUAAAUUAUUAAUUGAGUUAUUAUUAUCGUAUUUAAACAAUUCGUCUGAUAAUGUAUAUAAGAUUCCAAUUGGUUUGAUAAUAAACAUUUCGGAAAUUUUAUUGAAUAUUUCUUCAAGACAUCAAAUUCCAUUUAAGAAAUCUUUGUUAAUUACAAAAUCAAGCAAUUUAGAAUUGGGAUAUAUUUUGGACGAUUUAUUUAUUGACGUUCAAUCGACUGGGUUGCAUUUGAUAGAUAAUUUGAGAAACUCUUAUUCGAGUUCAUUAUUGCUACAUUUCAAUAGGAUUUUUGGAUACAUUGAGUUAGUCAUUCCAUUUAAGAAAACUGGCACUCCUAACAAUAAGAGCAAGAAGAAUGGUAAGAAGAAUGAAUUUAAGAAAAUUUUGGAUAAAAGUACUGUUAUAAAUCAUGAAAAAGAAAUGGUUUUAUUGUUAUCAACAAUUAAAGGAUUAUUAGGAUUAUUAGAUGAUUCUGAUUUGAAAUAUUUGGAUUACAAUCUAAUAAUUUUGAAAGCUAUUGAAAUUUCGUUGAUUUUAUUAGAACUGAGAUGUUUGAUUGAUGGUAUUUUUACCAGUACACAAGAUAACAAAGAGAAGAGUAAGAACAAGAAUAAGGGGAACAAAAAAAUCAGUAAUAAUUUUAAAGGCAUUCCAUUGAGUGAUUUAGCUUCUAGUCCUAAAAAGUUUAUGAAAAGUGUAUCGAAUUUAUACAGGAUUAUUAUAUUGAGAUUUUUAAAGGAGAUUUUGAUCAAGUUUAGUAAAUUGCCGAUCAAUCAGUAUACAAUGAUAGAAAGAAUGGUUAUAUUGAACUGCAUUGAUGGUGGAUUUAAUAAGAGUGUUAUUAGGGAAGAAGAAGAAGAAGAAGAAAUAGGGAGAUUAAAGAUAGAGUUAUUGAUGACGUUUAUGAUGUAUCCGAAUGAUAAAGAGAGGAAUUCGAUAAGUGGGAUAGUUUUGAAGAUCUUUGAGGGAAAUGGGCAAAUUAGUGUUGAGGAUAAAGAGAUGAUUAGUUUGUUCAUAAAUCCCCGGAUUCCAUUAGGAAAGCAAAUUGUUAAUGUGGAUGAUAGUGAAAAGAGGAAUAAUGAAGAGAUAAAUAAUGAGGAGAUAAAUAAUGAAGAGAAAAAUGAUAGCGAUGAAGAAGAAGAAGAAGAAGAAUCGCCAGCUAAGCGCCGAAAGCUCAAUGUUUUAUCGGUAUUUGGAGAGAAUGAAUCAUUGAAAGAGAAAAAAAGUGUUGAUAAAUAUAACAAUGACAUAGUGAAGAAUGAAGAAGUGAAAAAAGUAAAAGAAAUUAAAGAAGUAAAAGAGAUUAAAGAAAUGAAAGAGAUUGGUAAAAAGAUUGAGAUUGAUAAUGAGAUUGAUAAUAAGAUUGAUAAUAAGAUUGAUAAUAUGAUUGAUAAUAUGAUUGAAUCAGUUGAAUUGAAGUUGAAUUCCGGAUUGGAUUUGGAAUCAGAUUCAAAUUCAGAUUCAGAAUCAGAUUUUGAAAUGCCAGCUAUUGAUACUGGAGUCAGUGAUGAAGAAGAUAAUGAUGAUGGUGAUGAAUGAUAUUUAUUUUAGAUCUUAAACAGUUAUAUAAAUAUAUAAAUAUGCUGAAGCGAGUAUGAAGCGAAAGUUCAUAUAAUUUAUAGAAUAAUAUUUCAUUGAAUGAUAUUUCAUUGAACGACAAUUUUGAUUAUAAUUUUGAUUAUAAUUUUGAUUAUAAUUUUGAUUAUAAUUUUGAUUUUG